AUGUCUGUCAGCAACCAUGAAAAUAGAAAGUCCCGCUCCAGUUCAGGCUCCAUGAAUAUCCAGCUCUUUCAUAAGACUUCACAUGCAGACAGCUUGUUGACACAACUCAACCUGCUACGCAAACGAAAAGUCUUCACAGAUGUCGUCCUCAAGGCUGGAAACAGAUCCUUCCCCUGCCAUCGGGCGGUGCUGGCCUCCUGUAGCCGAUACUUUGAGGCCAUGUUCAGCGGUGGUCUCCGGGAGAGUCGAGACGCUGACGUAAACUUCCACGAUUCCCUCCAUCCAGAGGUGUUGGAGCUGCUGCUCGAUUAUGCUUACUCAGCUCGAAUAAUCAUCAAUGAGGAGAACGCAGAGUCGCUGCUCGAAGCUGGGGAUAUGCUUCAGUUUCAUGACAUCAGAGACGCAGCCGCAGAGUUUCUAGAAAAAAACCUCCACCAGUCGAACUGUCUAGGAAUGAUGCUGCUGUCAGAUGCGCACCAGUGCCAGAGACUCUAUGAGCUAUCGUGGAGGAUGUGCCUGGCAAACUUCGCAACUCUCUUCAAGACGGAGGACUUCCUCAGCCUGCCCAGAGACAAAGUCCAGGAGCUUAUCCUGAGUGAAGAGCUGGAGGUGGAAGAUGAGAGCCUGGUGUACGAGGCCGUUAUCGACUGGGUGAAGGCGGACAUGGAGCGCAGGCACAGCGAGCUGCCCGAGCUGCUGCGCUGUGUUCGCCUGGCGCUGCUCCCUGAAACGUAUCUGCUGAACAACGUCGCUUCAGAGGAGUUAGUGAUGUGCCACAAGGUGGGUCGGGAGAUUGUCGAAGAUGCCGUGCGGUGCAAAAUGAGGAUCCUUCAGAACGAUGGGAUUGUUACAGGGUUCUGUGCCCGGCCGAGGAAGGUGAGCCAGGCUUUGCUUCUGCUGGGAGGACAGACGUUCAUGUGUGAUAAAGUCUACAUGAUAGACAAUAAGACCAAGGAGAUCACCCCCAAGACAGAUAUCCCCAGCCCCAGGAAAGAAUGCAGCGCCUGUGCUAUUGGUUGCAAGGUAAGCAUUAACCUAGAACUAAAAUUUCACAAGUUCCCUGUUAUCCUUUAAGGACAGACUUUAAACAUGACUUGUCUUUUGUGGUGCCAGGUUUACGUCACUGGAGGACGCGGCUCUGAAAACGGGGCCUCUAAAGACGUCUGGGUCUACGACACGUUGCACGAUGAGUGGUCCAAAGCUGCACCAAUGUUGGUCGCCAGAUUUGGGCACGGAUCUGCGGAGCUUGAUCACAUGCUGUUUGUCGUAGGAGGACACACUUCACUCACGGGAUCCUUCCCAGCAUCUCCAUCUGUGUCUCUCAAACAGGUGGAGCAGUACGACCCUCAGACAAACAAAUGGACUCUGGUGGCUCCGCUCAGAGAGGGCGUGAGUAACGCCGCCGUCGUCGGUGCCAAAAACAAACUCUUUGCUUUCGGGGGCACUAGCGUAAACAGAGACAAAUAUCCCAAGGUGCAAUGCUUUGACCCUUGCCAGAACCGGUGGUCUGUGCCAGCUGCCUGCCCUCAGUUGUGGCGUUACACCGCGGCAGCAGUGGUCGGCAACCACGUUGUGGUGAUUGGAGGCGACACUGAAUUCUCCGCCAGCUCUGCCUACCGGUUCAACAGCGAGACGUACCAGUGGUCAAAGUUCGGUGAUGUGACAGCCAAACGGAUCAGCUGCCAUGCGGUGGCAUCAGGAAACAGACUAUACGUGGUCGGGGGGUACUUUGGGGCUCAGAGGUGUAAAACAUUAGACUGUUACGAUCCAUCAUCAGACUCCUGGGACAGCGUGACCAGUGUACCCUACUCCCUCAUUCCCACCGCCUUCGUCAGCACGUGGAAGUACCUCUCGGCGUAG
Molecule: messenger RNA, 1860 nt
Organism: Xyrichtys novacula (pearly razorfish)
Lineage: Eukaryota; Metazoa; Chordata; Actinopteri; Labriformes; Labridae
Source: the annotation of a GenBank genome assembly